Penicillium arizonense is the source of this 426-nucleotide messenger RNA. RefSeq lists its product as uncharacterized. The coding region runs from base 1 to 426 and encodes 141 amino acids. Lineage: Eukaryota; Fungi; Ascomycota; Eurotiomycetes; Eurotiales; Aspergillaceae. The transcript is spliced from 2 exons. The record is from RefSeq and is a predicted model, not a curated record.
AUGCGUCCAACUACCCUUAUCACUAUCAUUUUCGCCAGCUUGGCCCCCGCGGCGCCUCAUGGGGAGGCUGCUGACUCUCACGAAGACAUGGCUCGGGCUACGAGGGAAGAAGCUACUCCGUGGAGUGUUCCUGCCGUCUCACCUCCUCCGUCGACUCCUGCUUCAAGUCCUCCCGCCGAAGCCCCUUCUCCGCCUGCUAAAUCUCCUCCCCCUGAGGCUUCACCUUCAGAAGACUCUCAGCAUUAUGAUCAUGUCAUGAUGUCUCGCAACAAUGGCCAUUCGGGUGAUUGGGGCCAUGAGAUGUCUAUGCAUGAUCAUGAUGAUUCGGACGAUGACAGAAAUAAGACUGCUUCACUCGUUGCUGUCCUUGGCCUUGAUCGAUAUCUCUGCAAGUUCCAACAAUAUGUGAAGAUUUUUGGUGAAUAA